UAGAAAGAUAGCCAAUCAUAUAAUCGGUUUCAAACUACUUCUCGGUUGUAUCGUAAAAAUGGCGGCGCUCAGUUUGGAAAGUAUUGUUUUGGAAAUCUUACCAGAUUUUGGCGUAAGUGUACUUAAACCUGAACAGAAAGAGAUAAUAAAACACGCAGCAGAAAAGAAGGAUUGUAUAGCUGUCCUGCCAACAGGAUUUGGAAAGUCUUUGCCUUUUCAACUAUACGCAGCCGCUCAGAAGCGAAUGAACCAGGGGCCCGGUUCAGUCCACGUUUUAGUGUGCUCUCCUUUGAUAGCUUUGAUGAAGGACCAGACCAAAAAAAUGUCCCGCAUCAGCCAUUUAAACGUGGGCUACAAAGGUGAAAGUGUACAUAUGGAUGAAAAAAUCAAACGAGGAGACAUUGAUUUGAUUUAUGCAUCACCAGAGACAUUGGUUGGAGAACCAGAAUGGAGAACAGCUUUCCAGGGGCUAAAUGUUACCCUUAUAGUGGUGGAUGAAUUUCACACAAUAUAUACAUGGGGUCUACAGUCAGACAAAGGAAAAGAAGCAUUUAGAGGCUGGUUUGCCCAAUUAGGAGAAUUACGUUCAUUUUAUCCAGAUGCCCCACUUUUAGCCCUUAGUGCAACAUGCUCUUUAAAAAUAAGAAAGAAAACAUUAACACUUUUGAAUCUGAAGGAUCCUGCCGAAAUUACACUAUCACCAAAUAAAUCAAACAUUAAACUUGUUGUUAAAAAAGUGCACAAUUCAGUCGAGAUGGCAUUACUGUGGCUUGUUGAUGGACUUGAGAAACUAAAGGAAGAAUUCCCAAAGUCUUUAGUGUAUUGCAAUUCUAUAAAGGAUGCUUCCAUUAUUUAUCAAUAUAUUUUAUCAGAAUGUCCAAAUUUGAUUAGCUGUGUAGCAAUGUUUCAUUCAGAGUCUGCAGAAAAGACCAAAGACAAAAUAAUUUCUGAUUUGGGAAAUCCACAGAGUGACUUACGGAUAAUUAUUGCCACAAGUGCUCUUGGCAUGGGAGUGGAUAUUCAAGGAUUUCAUUCACUUGUUCUCUAUGGACCUCCACUAACAGCAGUAGACCUUAUCCAAGGUAUCGGUCGUAUUGGUAGAGAUGGUAAUCCAUCCUGUGCUGUAUUGCUGCACAAUUCAUACAACGUGCGUAACAUUGAUACUGAUGUGAAAUGUGUUAUUCGUGAUCCCAGUUGCAGAAGAGUAUCCAUUAUGAAAUCUUUUCUAAAGGACUCAGAACUGCAGGAAAUUCAUAGUGACAUGGAAAAACACACCUGUUGUGACAUAUGUGAAGAUGAAUGUAAAUGUGGUGAUUGUUCACAGUUACAAUUGGAAAGACUUUUGAAAAGUAGUUCUAUUGAAACUGAUGAAAAUGUGUCAGAUUCUGAAUCUGAGGUGACAGAUUUUGAAAGUUCAGGUGAUUUUGAUGAAUUAUGACAUUAAACACACC
Molecule: messenger RNA, 1451 nt
Organism: Magallana angulata
Lineage: Eukaryota; Metazoa; Mollusca; Bivalvia; Ostreida; Ostreidae
Product: ATP-dependent DNA helicase RecQ-like
Exons: 3
Coding region: 59-1438 (459 amino acids)
Biological process (GO): double-strand break repair via homologous recombination; telomere maintenance
Cellular component (GO): cytoplasm; nucleus; nucleoplasm
Molecular function (GO): nucleic acid binding; ATP binding; four-way junction helicase activity
Source: RefSeq, a predicted model, not a curated record